Messenger RNA from Platichthys flesus (European flounder), 3924 nucleotides. RefSeq names its product ephrin-A5b (gene efna5b). The transcript has 5 exons. Bases 962 to 1651 code for a protein of 229 amino acids. Gene Ontology annotation, cellular component: plasma membrane; external side of plasma membrane. Lineage: Eukaryota; Metazoa; Chordata; Actinopteri; Pleuronectiformes; Pleuronectidae. Gene Ontology annotation, molecular function: ephrin receptor binding. The record is from RefSeq and is a predicted model, not a curated record. Gene Ontology annotation, biological process: regulation of actin cytoskeleton organization; ephrin receptor signaling pathway; axon guidance.
UUUCUCCUUCAUUCCUGCGCGUCGCACGAUGGCUCAUAUAUGAGGAGGACACUUCGGGAUGUGGACAUACUCGAGUGUCUCCGCGGUGAGAAGCGCAUGAGAGAAGGCGACGCCGCGUCCGACACCGAGACGGACUCCUCCCCACCUCGGCCGUGACACCUCCCGGUAAACCGCCGAGAGAGAAGGAUAAGUGGGUUCGUUCCUCCGCGGACGCUGGAGACCGACUCUGACGCCGCCAUUCGCCGGCCAGUGACUGAUUGUGUGGCUUUAAAAAGUUGCCUGGAGAACAUGGACAUCUGACGUGCGCCACACGGCGUCAUUGGACACAUAGGGCCCCUAUCUCUCUCUCUCUCCUUCUCUCUCUCUCUUCAUCUCUCUCUCUCUUUUCCAUCACAUCUCGGACUGGCUCAUCCCCUGCGCUUUGGCUUUGGAGUAAGAAGAAGAAGGAGGAGAAGUGUUGAGCAGUUGUCAUUCGCCCUGACACGGGCUGCAUCCAGGAGCUCUACCUGCAGGAGACCGCUGCCUGUUGUGCUGAUGCGCAUUCGCUGAUCUCUGUGUCUUGUGCACGUUCUGUCAGCGCACCUCGGAUUUGUCAGAGCUGACAUCCCGCAUGAAAUAAAGCCAGUGAAUCAUCUGGACCCUCGCCCCGCACCCGAGAGAACAAACGCAGUGACGCGUAGCUUUUUUUCCUCCUGAACCCUAAACAAGUGUCAUCUCCAGUCUCCCCCUGAAUGGUCACAAUCUUUUUGUGCCAUUUUUCCUUGUUUUGCCUUUCCCCCCCGAGCCGCGCGUCUUGUUUGUCAUCUGUGCGCGCGCUCAACCCCGAACUGCGCCAGAGAACAACACACGGCCACAUGUGAGCGAGACCCGUCACCUGUCCCGGCUGCAGCGCGCGACACGAGUCCACCGACCGACCGACCCAACACCGGAGAGGAAUACGUGCCGAAGUUUCGCUGUAGUGAUGCUGCAAGUGGAAAUGAUCAUCGUUGUGUGCCUGGUGCUGUUGAUGUGUGUAUUCAGCCAGGAGCCCAGCUCCAAAGUGGUGGCGGACCGCUACGCCGUCUUCUGGAACCGGACCAACACCAAGUUCCAUCGUGGGGACUACCACAUUGACGUCUGCAUAAACGACUACCUGGACGUCUACUGUCCUCACUAUGAAGACACGGUGCCGGAGGAGCGGACGGAGCGCUACGUCCUCUACAUGGUCAACUAUGACGGCUACAGCACGUGUGAUCACACCGCCAAGGGCUUCAAGCGCUGGGAGUGCAACAGGCCGCACUCCCCGAACGGGCCGCUCAAGUUUUCGGAGAAGUUCCAGCUCUUCACUCCCUUCUCCCUGGGCUUCGAGUUCCGACCGGGCAGAGAAUACUACUACAUCUCCUCCACCAUCGCUGAGAACGGGAGGAAAACCUGCCUGAAGCUGAAAGUUUUCGUUCGACCAUCAAACAGCUGUGUGAAAACUAUAGGCGUACAUGACCGUGUUUUUGAUGUAAACGACAAAGUAGACAAUACAUUAGAACCACGAGAUGAUACCAGUCACGAACCAGCAGAGCCUUCUCGAAGGGAAACAAAUGCUGCGCCGCACCUGCACAACACAAGUCCACUCCUGGCUUUGUUGCUGGCCUGCCUAGCAGCACUCUUCACUUUAUAGCGCCUCCCUCUGUCCAGGAGGGCAUUUAACACCUAGCGUGGCCUGAAUCUGCCCGGGGCUGCAGGGAAGGGGCGGGCUUUGGGUAUAGCGUGUUGGCUUGAUUGGGCGUCAGAGCAGGCUUCUCAAGGAACCCUCUAUUUUUUUCUGAACAAAAAAAAUAUUUAAGUGGUCUUUCUCCGUCUGUGAGUGAAAAAAGUUGAUGUUGGAGGGGAGGGGGGAGACACCUCCCCCUCUUAAACCUUCAACUAAGAUGCCAAAUCUCGUUUUUUGACACUUAGUGAUUCUUAUUUUCCCGUGACUUGACAUCCCUUUACAUCAUGUUUAUGUCAUUGCAGCACUGAUGUUUACCCACACAUACACACACACACACACACACACCUAUUCACACACACAUCCUGCUUACAAAGUCACAUACAAAUUGCCUCAAACAGUCAAUAGCAGUAGGGUUUUUACACAGUUGUAUUCAGUAGCAGCCUUACACAGUAGGAAAGUGAAGAUUCUAGGUCUUAGAAUGAUUGUACAUACACAAAAUAAAUAGCUAAUCCCGAGACCUCUCACGAAGCCUUUCAGAAUAGAUCUUGAUAGAAUUCUGAUGCGUCAUUAGAAGCAGAUUUCUUGUACCACCGCUGAACUGGGCUAUGCGAUUAAAAGUGGAACGAUGAAGGAAAUUAGGAGUAAUGGUUUAAAGCAAAGGUCAGACUGGAAAACACAGCGCUGAGAAAUUAAGUAAAUGGCCUGCACAUUAGUCUAUUGAUCUUCAGACUGUCCUGAUUUAUAGAUGGUGCUCAGUUUUCUCUUAAAUAUGAAUUGCAUUUGCUUGUGAGUAAACUACUUAGAGAUGGAGCGAGAACCAUUGGGCAACUGGUUCUUGUCCCUCUUUGUGCAGUCCCUGCUCAAACACCUCUCAAAGCACUCGGUUGAAUCUGACUCACCAACCAACCAAACUGAAACUUUCUCACCAGAUACUUUGUGGGACUGUUAUUUAGAUCGAGGAUCCAUAUCUUUUGAAAGCUGAUCAAAUAAUUGCCCGACAACAGUCACACUCAUUUUAUGCUGCGUUGACUCAGCUGGGCAACAAUUGUUGCCUGUUUCCUUUGAGCUGUAGUCAAUAUUUAACACUCCCACGAAAAUUUGCAUCCACAGCUUUUUCUUUUCCUUCACUAUUGAUUGAUAAAGUUAUUGUUUGAAAAAUGAUUCACAGCUAAAUUGGACCUCAAGUUAUUUUACUAAUACUAUUUUCUCCAGACAUUGCCUUUAGCUUUGCAGACCCAUUAAAUUUAGUGUUUUUGUUCCGUCUGAGUUCCUCUGUAGUAAAAACAAUAAGGCCACGAUCACACAUACGCAAACGCAGGUGAAUGAUAAUCACCUGCUGAGGCACAUUACUGGGGGCAAUGCAGGAUUUGAUGCAAACCAGUUGUGGAGCCACAUAUAGCCUGUUUGAGGGUGUUGUUGUUGCGGCGAGUUCAACGCAUCUGAAAUCAGGGUCUCUAUCUCUACACGGUCUGGGCUCACUAUGACAGUCACAGCCAAUGACGGCCAAAAGCCGACCACACAAACGUUGUUGCUUCUGGUCGAGGCUGUGAUGUUGCUGGUUUGAAUUCACCAAAGUUGAACUCCACUCCACUCGUCACAGGAAGCAAGUGGGCCGCUCGCCCCCUCAUUGCCACAGAAUAGAAAGGAAGGUUCACGACUAUUAAUUUACAUUAAUACACUUUUUCCUCACAUCUUUGUCCCUUUACAGCUUUUAAUCAUGCUCAGAUGAUAGUUAGUUGGUUCUCGGAUUCAGAUAAUUACAACGUAGCUCCAAUUAGUUUAAACCGCAUUGCUUCAAAGGAGGAAGUUCAAGUAAGGGCAAUGCACUGCUCUAGUCGAGCCAGGUUGGUUUUAGCACUUAUAUUCUAAAAUUCACUGUGUUUUUUGAAUGAUAUUCAGCUUCCAUCAUCUCCCACAGAUGCACAUGGUGAGUUUCUUUUUACAUCGGAGGGGCAUGUUUCUGAGCUAAAGUCAAGUACUGACAGAAGGAGGAAUAAACUCUGCCUUACUUUUUCAGAGCCUGGCGUUGUAUGACAAAUAAGGCACCAGUUGGUUUGAGGAGAGGUAGAGAGAGAGAGAGAGAAGUGGCGCAAGACAUAGGCGCAUGUCGCGUGUCCACCUUCAGCUCCUAGUGUUACUGGUUUAAGUAACUCUUUAAUGAGGUUCAAAAUGACAGGCAUGUAGACCCCAUGUUGUGGCAAGGGGAGUUAUUUCUGGUAUUAAAAAUAGAUGGUGGAAGG